CACUGACACUGUUGAACUACUUGCUUGAUAAUCUCCAGAUGGUAAACCAGCUCCAAAUCAGUCGCCAGACGAUUCACCCGCCGAGGAACGACAUCACUCAUCCUCACCAGAGUCGCGACUGCAGCCUGAAGACCUGUCAGUUGCCACCAAAGUCACCAAGGAGUCGACGAAACAAAAUACCGAGGUAUCAUUGCCUCCCUUGAAGACUCCAGAGCUCAAAUUGUCGGUAAGAAAAUUGCUGGGCUGCAGUCCGUCGCCGCCGCCGGUCUCACGAGACACAUCACCAAGUAGUCCAAUCAACGUUCAAGAGACCAAGGUCUCCUCGCCUCAGUCAUUCGAUUCAAGGAGUGACAAAUCUUCUCGGAAAAUCCUCGUCGAGGACAACACAAAAGGUUCCAACUGUCGUAGCAGUGGAAGUGGAAGCACUGGCAGUGGAGGUGGAGGUGGAGGUGGAAAUGGUAAACAGAGAAGAUCGAGGACAAACUUUACUUUAGAGCAGUUAGCUGAGUUGGAACGACUCUUCGACGAGACACAUUAUCCUGAUGCAUUUAUGCGAGAAGAAUUGAGCCAGAGAUUGGGCUUGAGUGAAGCACGUGUUCAAGUUUGGUUUCAAAAUCGUCGUGCCAAGUGUCGCAAACACGAGAGUCAAUUACACAAAGGUGGAAUGGUCUUAGCACCAAGAAGUCCGCCAACUUCCUUAGAACCAUGCAGAGUAGCGCCUUAUUUACCAGCACUGCGACUACAUCCUCCAUCAGUACAAUCGUCAACGAAUGUCAGUGCAAAUACUUCAGCUUCAUCCGCGUUUGAUCCAGCGGUACUUCACUAUGCAGCAGCUGGUGGUCUUUUCUGUUUACCGCCUUCACACCCUCAAGUACAUCCGCUGAGCUUAGCGGCUUCUUUCGCCGCGGCCGCUGCGCGCUCCAAAAACAGCAGCAUCGCCGAUCUCAGGCUAAAAGCAAGACGACAUCAAGAAGCCUUGGGACUUGAUAGGCCUGCGUAA
This is a messenger RNA of Cotesia congregata, 1000 nucleotides long. The record is from the annotation of a GenBank genome assembly. NCBI's taxonomy places the organism in Eukaryota, Metazoa, Arthropoda, Insecta, Hymenoptera, Braconidae.